AUGGAGAUUUCCUUGAGCACCAAGAACAAACUUGGUUUUCUUAAUGGUGAUAUCGAGGAGCCGUCCUCCUCCAAGGAUCUUGAUACUCAUGCUACUUGGCACUACUGCAACGACAUGAUUCUUUCUUGGCUCCUUCAUUCUUUGGAGCCUGAUCUUGUCGAGUCCGUCAUCUUUUCCACCACUGCCAAAGCCGUAUGGGACGAUUUUCGCAAACAGUUCUCCCAAAGCAACGACCCCCGUAUCAUCCAACUCAAUCGUGAACUCGCCACCAUCUCCUCAGGUACUUCAUCCCUCUCCGCCUAUUUCACUCGCCUCAAAGGCCUUUAG
Malus domestica (apple) is the source of this 327-nucleotide messenger RNA. RefSeq lists its product as uncharacterized. NCBI's taxonomy places the organism in Eukaryota, Viridiplantae, Streptophyta, Magnoliopsida, Rosales, Rosaceae. The record is from RefSeq and is a predicted model, not a curated record.